Messenger RNA from Prorocentrum cordatum, 765 nucleotides. Lineage: Eukaryota; Dinophyceae; Prorocentrales; Prorocentraceae. The record is from the annotation of a GenBank genome assembly.
ACAUAAUUGGGAACAGUGAUAAACCGUUCCCCCGAGCAGGGGAAUGAGGGGAUGUGAAGAUAGAGAAGACAAGACGCGUUAAACCACCCACGCCCAAAGGGCUGGUGGGAUUUUCACGGCUGGUGGGAUUUUCACCCCAAUCACCUUUGCGGCAAGCGCAGGGGGCGGCGAAUCCAUUGGCCUCCGGCUCAUUGUUGCCGUCCCCUGGGCGUGGACAAGAGGAUUCUUGGAGACCUCUUGAGCCAUUUUGGAGGCCAUUCGGGUGCCUCUUGAACGAUUUUGGCAUGUGGUCCAUGAGUGCAGAGUGGCAGUUCACUAUCAAGGCUCACUUUGACUGAACAGGCCUCUGCGGCGGAAAGCGCGGAUUCAUCAGCGCUUGGCUCAUCACCAGCACGGCUGGGCCUUCUCCAGGGAGGACAAAAAAUACCUUGAGGGGAUUCCUUGGGACCUGUGGGGGAAGGCCUCCCCCGAAGGCCUACAGCAGCACCGCGAGCCCGUGGGGUUCGGUGAGGCGCGCGAUGACGAGGGCAGGCGAGGAGGCUGGCCACCUGAUGGCGAGAGUGGAGCAGCAGGUCGCGCAGGCGGACUGGCAGAAGGUGGGCCUCCCCGCUGGCUGCGGCCCCGCCAUCUGCGCGGGCGCCGCGGACCCGCCGCGGCAUGGGACGGGCCCGCCCCCGGACAUGGAGGCCCUCGGCUCCGCUGCGCCGCCGCGGCCGCUUUUGGCAAGCCCUCGACACGGCAUCUGCGUGAUUCGUACGAUUCCCC